AGCAAAUCAAUUACUACUCAAGCGAGAAAUGAUUGCAUCUCUCUUUAUUAUCGUAUUACGACUUUAGCGGUAAGUAUUCGGUUUCUAUCCGAGUUGCGUCAUGCGCAUUUCCAUGGAGACCAAAUGACAGCUCGAGGAACGCGUCUUACUUGGCGUUCCUGUAUCAAGUACCACGAUGUCCAAUAUUAGCAAGGAGUUUUCUUGGUCGAGAAACGGCCCUGCUUUUCAUCACAUGCUUCGGGCGUCUGGGCAAGCUGAGGUCUGGCAUGAUUUCACCGACGACAUGAAAUUUCGCCAGUAUGGCUGGCGAUGUUCAACGAAUGAAGACUCUUAUUCAAAUACAACCCUCAUUGGUAACUGGUCUGAAGAGAGGUUUGACACUCGCCGUACUGUGGCGUUACGACGCCCUCUUCCGCAUCAGUUCUCUCACUACUUUGAAACCACAUAUUAUUCCAGCUAUAAGAAAGAUGACGUUUGUCCGACUUACGCAACUCCAAAGAGAGAGUCAAGAAGCUUCCCUGGCCAUCAACCAGAACUGGACCCUCCACACACUAAGUGUGCGCCAAACUCCUGCUACAGACUGGACUUUAAAGGCCCUCAACACAGAGAAGAAACAGUGGGAGAAACGUCAGGGCCUCAGUAUGGGAAUGUAGCAGAGACAAACUGAAGCCUUUGGAAGAGAAAUUUGGCUCCAAAAGUUGUAUCAGCUUCAGUUUCCUCCAACUGACUUCUGUGAGUUACACACAGUCAAAUACUGAUAAAAAAU
Molecule: messenger RNA, 766 nt
Organism: Labeo rohita (rohu)
Lineage: Eukaryota; Metazoa; Chordata; Actinopteri; Cypriniformes; Cyprinidae
Gene: cfap68
Product: cilia and flagella associated protein 68
Exons: 4
Coding region: 176-667 (163 amino acids)
Cellular component (GO): nucleus
Source: RefSeq, a predicted model, not a curated record